GUCAGUGAAACUGAUUAAACAGCAGUGUUAACGGCACCAGGAAGGAACUAGAAUGACAUGGGUCAGUGCCUUUCUGUAGGUUCAGACAGUCUAUUUUCUCCUUCCUUAUUGAAUAGAUCUACUGCCUCUUUUUUUCCCCAAUAGCAGAACAUAGUUAGGACUAAUGUUUUGUUUAUUUUUAUAGUUUUCUUUGACUGUGGCUGAAGAAAUUAAUACACACCCCCUUUGGACAAAACUGCUUGUUCUCAGGAUGUCUGCCUGUUUUUCUUAAUGGGAUGAGGGUACAACUUGUUCAUUUGAAGCAGCAGAAACUGGGUGCAGGCUCAUGUCGGUGGCAGUGACGGAAAGCUUAGCCAGGAAAAACAAGUGUGUGGCCUCAUUCCUUUUGAGAACAAUGGGAAAUGGCAGCCAUUUCUGGGUGAAACAAGAGUUUGCUGUGAAGCAGACAAAUGCUGGAUGUAGAGUACCACAAUACUGAAAAAAGAGAUCUUUCCUUAGGGAAAAUGAGUUGCAGAUACUGCCCACCAGUCUAGUCAAAACCUACCUACCCUAAAAAAAUCCAAUUUGAUGAAGCCUUUCCAUGACAUCCUGCAAGUUGUAACAGAAAGGGUGGUGUAAAAGUUUCUACUGCAUGUUGUGCCAGGUAGAACAAUAAGAUAUGCCUCUAAAUCUCUUCUAAGUUUCGAGCAGUGUCACAUUAGAGGCUAAUUUAUCACUGUGAUUGUGAGUUCUCACGUUUUUUUUCUGUGCACAAACUGUGGCAAGUGAUGUGAGGGUGAACUGAAAAUCUCAUAUGUAAGUCAGGGUAUCAGAUGAUGUGUAAAAUUUAAUUUUAACUUUAAAGCUGAGAAGGCUGCUUCACACUGGUGUUGCUUGGUGUUUUGUUUUGUUUUUUUUUUUCUGAAGCUUGAAAAUUGCCUUCUAAAAACAAAACAGCUGCCUUUCCUGGUGAGAGGUUGUUGUGGGCUGGGGGAGCUGGAUCCCACUAAACUCCUCUGCCCCAGUACUGCACUGGCCAAGUGGUUGGAUGCAGGGGAUUGCUUUGCGCUAUUUUCCUUUUACCCAAUUAUGCUUUGUGGGAUGUUCAACCCAAGGAACAUGGCUGAACGAAAGAGGAAGCCCAAGUUUUCCAAGGAGGAACUGGACAUUCUGGUCACUGAGGUGACCCGAAAUGAAGCCGUGCUGUUUGGGAGGGAGACGGUGCGUCUGUCCCAUGCUGACAGGGACAAGAUCUGGGAAGGCAUAGCCAGGCAGAUCACAUCAGUCAGCCAGGUCCCCAGGUCUGUAAAAGACAUUAAGCACAGAUGGGACGACAUGAAGAGAAGGACCAAGGACAAACUGGCAUUCAUGCAGAGGUCCCUCUCCAGCCCUGGCAGCGUGGGGCGACCUUCGGCCAUCGUCCUGACCACCCAUGAGAGAGCCAUGGAAUCAGCGCUGCAUUCGUCACACCAGAGACACAGCUGCCAGAGAGCAGAUCUGGACGUGGUUGACAGUCCAUCAACGAGCUCUGAUGAAGAUGAAGAGAUGCCAGGCACUUCUCAGGAACACCACUUCGCUUCGCUGCAGAGGGCUGGUGCAGGUGUCAAUCCGUUCUCCAGGCCCUCCCUCCUUCACACUUCUUCCUCAUCAGAGCCCUCGGGAGCUGCCAGCCAAAGGCAGGAACUGCACUGUCCAUCCCCACGCACCACCUCGGCCUGCAGACCCCCGCACCCCCGCACCAGGAGCCCGCCCCUCUCCAGCUUCGAUCGCCAGCUUCUCCAUUGCCAUGCACAGCAAGCAGACCUGUUCAGGCAGUUCUGCCAGGAGCUGGUGGCCAUCCAUAGGGACAUGGCAGAUAGCAUGCAUGCCGUCAGCCGGAGCGUGGCUGACCUCACCAGCCAGGUCAGCCAGAUGUGUCAGACGCUGACAGAAAUACGUGAUGGGGUCCGGGCUUUCCAUAGGAUACAAGAUCCCAGUGUCAUGCCAGGGUCCUGUCUGCAAGCAGCUUGCUCUAAACAGCCCCCUGAGCCCAGUGCAGAGUCUAACCAAAACUCUCUAAAAUGGACAACUCCUGCACGGGCCACCAGGUCACGAAAAAGAAAACAUCAGUUUUAGUCUGUAUUUUACAAAGUAAAGAAGGAUGGCACUUCCUGAGCUGCUGCAUGUUCCUCCCCAUGUGUAUCACUACUCUGUGGGGAAGGUCAACAGCUGACCCAACCCAUCCACCCCCCUGCUGGCUAACAGAGCAGUAUGAGUAUGGCAACUAAUUUUAGGACCAGCCCUCUGCAAUGGCAAAGAAGAAUCUCAAAUUCUGUAGAGCUUGGAAUGUAGGAUAUCUUUGGGUUCAUAGAGAUUUAGAGUUUUCACUGGCUUCCCCAUGCUUUAAAUGCUGUAUAAACUAGGAAAUGCAAUAGAAAUCGUUAUCUGUAUCUCUUCCCAUGCCUGUGAAAUAUUUUUACUGAAGCAGCAUGCUACAGAGAUCCUUUUGCAAUCAACUCACAAAUUUAUCCUACUACUGCAUUCCCAUAAUCUUCCUGAAUAUUCGUAUAUGCAGUAUGUGCAAAAAUACAGCCUUAUGACUCUAAAAUCUCUUGUUGAUCAUGGCUUUUAUCUCUCAUUCAGCAAUAGUGGACUGUCUGGGGCUUACUGUGACUUACACACAGCUUUGGGGAGAAGAGUGUAAAAGCAGGGCUUGUGCAGGGAAGGGAAGAAAGCAUGGUUCUGAGGACAGGUCUGAGCACCAUGGAGUUUUAGACUGCUCAAAAGGGUUGCAAAAAGCAUAGGCAUGGAUCCUGCAGUGUCACGUGCACUUGUGUUAAAGAGUUCAGCUUCUGUUUGCUCCAGUCUGAAACCCCUACCUUUCACAAUUGCAGUUAAAAUACAAUCAUUUCACCACAUGACAACAUUUAAAGAUAAUUGUAUCAUAUUUUCUUGCAUGUUGUCAAAUCAAACCACCUCACCCCUUCAAAAUGACUGAACAGAAAUGAGAAAAGAUGUAGGGCCUGCUUCUGACCUCACGCCAGUUUGGUUUGGUUUUGCUGUAAUUCUGUCAUCUUCAGUACAAUUACUUUGCACUUAGUUUUAUUUAGGGUGGGAUCUGUGCUAUGUUCUCCUCUCAUGAAGAGUUUUCAGUCUAAAUUCACAGCUACAUAGGUUAAAAUCUUAGGCAUGUUGGUUUUAUACUGCUUUCUUUCCCCAUAUAGAUGCAAGAAAGAUCUGCAUUACAGCAUUUGAAUUGCUCUAGAGCUGUGUGAGGUUCCCGUGUACAACACUGAUUCUGGAACUAGGCUUUAAUAGUGUCACUUCAGGUGGUCAUAAUGUAUGUGGUACCUCUUCUAUAAUAUGUCUGUUUUCUCCUUAAUUUGCACUUCUGCAUCUAGCACGCUGCCCCCAUCUCUGGAAAAACCCAGACCAUUAUUCUGAUAGGCUUCAGCAGGGAAAAGGGUCAAGGUGUUAAUCACAUAGCACUCUGUGCUCUCCAGGCUGUCCUGUUGUGUUUGGAGGUUGGUUGCAGGAAACUAUUCCAGUUAAUAUGAAUGAGCAUCAUCCUGCCAUGGCUGGGUUACAGACUUGGCAAAAAAGUUACAGAAACUUCCAUGGAAUUGAACAUAGGCAGCGUGGUGUAGCAGAAGGAUGGCUUGUUUUGUGUGGUCUUCAAGGGUCGUCUUUAACUUGUCUGGCCUCUUCUUUGAAAGUAUAGCGCACUAGCUUCUUUCCUGAAAAGUUUGUUGUAUUUCUGCUGUGUCAGGCAUUCCUGACAUGCUUUUCCUUUUUUUUUUUUUUUUUUUUUUAAGAUGUUCUGUAAUUCUAAUUAAAGUAAUAUAUUUUUAGUGGUGCAAUAAAAGAUUGCUCAAGGAAAUAGUGGUCUGGCAAGAAAAAAGCCUCAUUUCUGAGGAAUGACCCAACUGGUUUCAUGCAGAGGACAUUCCUUUUAGUGCUUGUGCCCAGACCAGGGCAGAACUUGCUUGUCUUCCACUGAGGAUGUUCUUUUACUCCUGUUGAAAUAUUUGUAUUCUGCAAAAGUCACAGUCUCUCUUCAGAUGAAGGGGAGAUUGGGAGAUCUGUCAAAAGUGGAUCUAAUUUAUGAAUCAGAGAGCUGAAAAAAGGGUGGUAUAUGUUAAAGGCUUUCUAAGUCAAUAUAGUGCUGCUGCUAUAUAUUAAUAUUAGUAUUUUAUAUUUUUAUAAUAUUUGGUCUCUACUGAUGUCCCUCCAUGCAUAUGAUUGGCUCCUUUGAUGUUGUCCAGGGGGAUCCCUUCUGGAAACCCUCAGGUCUGCAGAGGAGGAGACUCCUGCAGGUGCUGGGCAGUGGAGGGAGUUAGCAUCAUUGGUGCCAUCAAUUUGCCCACCCAGAUAUAUUUAGAGAGAGAAUCCUGGUGCCAGAUGCACAGCCCUCAAUGCAAAUCCCCAAAGGCCGGGCACUGGUCAGGAGAAAGGACCUUUUACUAUCAACUGCCUAAUGUCUCCCCUAGUUUCCUCUGUGGACUAUUACAGAUUGGCCCAGAUCUGGGGACGUAUCUCCUGCCCUGUGUAGACCCCUCGGUGGAGUGGCUUUUCUGUAUUGGCUUGCAAAGGAUACUUCUUCCUGCACCUAUCAUGCUAACUGGCUGUUGAAGUAAGUGUCUGUGUCAAAGCAAACUGCUGUGCUCAACCCCAAUAUCUCCAUGUCCUGUACAUGCUGAAAAAAUUCUCUCUUUAAAAGUAUUUUUGUUAAGAAUGCAAUAAAUACAUAACACUUUUACCACA
Molecule: messenger RNA, 4722 nt
Organism: Cyanistes caeruleus (blue tit)
Lineage: Eukaryota; Metazoa; Chordata; Aves; Passeriformes; Paridae
Source: RefSeq, a predicted model, not a curated record